AUGGAUGUCAAACCUUCAAAAGAGAAUGACAAGGAUUCGGCUCAACCGCUCACUGCGGUUUUUCGUGUUGAGGGGACUGCGGCAACUUCAAAACCUAAGAAGCCUGUAACAACUGGUGGAACUCAAGAAGAUAUCAUGAUCGAAACACUGUCUGCUGAAAAUGCUUCAACAUAUCAAGCCUCAGAUUGUGUAGCAGCCCUCAGAAGUGAUGCUGAAGCUGGGUUAUCGACAGCUGAAGCUACACGUCGACGCCAAUUUCAUGGGUACAAUGAGUUCGAUGUUGCAGAGCAAGAAUCAGUUUGCAGUAAAUAUUUAGAACAAUUUAAAAAUCCUUUGAUUUUGUUGUUAUUGGGAAGUGCUGUUGUUUCGCUUUUGAUGAGACAGUUCGAUGAUGCUAUCAGCAUCACGAUUGCCGUCGUCAUUGUGGUUACUGUUGGCUUUGUGCAGGAGUAUAGAUCUGAAAAAACCCUCGAGCAGCUUAACAAGCUUGUACCUCCAGCUUGUAAUGUUGUACGUGAUGGACGAGAACAUAAUAUGCUUGCUCGUGAGCUUGUUCCUGGUGAUAUCAUUGUGCUGAACACUGGAGAUAGAGUUCCAGCUGAUUUACGGUUGAUAGAAGCUCAUUCCAUGGCUAUUGACGAAAGUUCUUUCACAGGAGAAACGGAGCCUAAACAUAAGGAAGCUGCCCCAGUUAGUAUGAGACAAGACGUCAAUGUAGAAAAUAUGAUUAACAUUGCUUUUAUGGGUACUUUGGUUCGUAAUGGACGAGGAAAGGGAAUCGUUACUUCUACCGCAGCAAGUUCUCAAUUCGGAGCAAUCUUCAAACUUGUGCAAGAGGAAGAGUCACCAAAAACUCCGUUACAGAAGAGUAUGGACAUGCUGGGAAAACAGUUGUCCAUGUAUUCUUUCGGUGUAAUUGGUGGAAUCUUCGUUAUUGGGCUAAUUCAAGGAAGAAAUGUUCUGGAUAUGUUCAACAUCGGUGUGAGUCUUGCUGUUGCGGCCAUUCCGGAGGGAUUGCCCAUUGUUGUUGCUGUGACACUCGCCAUUGGAGUCAUGAGAAUGGCUACACGUAGAGCUGUCAUCAAGAAAAUGCCAGCCGUAGAAACUCUAGGUUGUGUCACUGUUAUAUGUAGUGAUAAAACUGGAACACUAACGAAGAAUGAAAUGACAGCUACUUGUGUUGUCACCCCCGAAGGAAGAAAAGCUGAAGUUACUGGACUUGGUUAUUCUACGGAAGGAUCGUGUACUUACAACGGAAACAUUGUGAUGGGAUAUAACUUCCAAGAGAUUGCCAGCAUUAUUGAAGUUGGUUCUGUUUGUAACAAUUCACGUUUGAUAGGAGAAACUGUGAUUGGUCAGCCGACAGAGGGUGCUUUAGUUGUUCUCGCCAAGAAGACUGGUCUGGAUGGUUGCAGCGAUAAUUAUGAGAGAGUUCGUGAAAUUCCUUUCAGCCACGAAUCCAAAUGGAUGGCUGUUCAAUGCGUUAAUAACGGACAUACAAUAUUCUUCGUGAAAGGAGCUCUUGACUGCGUCAUGGAUCUUUGUGAUUCGUAUAGAUCGAGUGAUGGCAGUAGGAAAGCCCUCGAUGGAUAUGUCAGACAACGCAUUCUCGAUGGGGCCCGUGGUUUGGCUUCCACUGGAUUACGAGUUCUCGGAAUGGCUAGGGGAGGUAACAUGCAAUCACUCCAACUCGAAGGAAUGGUUGGCAUGAUGGAUCCACCAAGACCUGGGGCAACCGAAGCUAUUGCAACAGUGAAAUCUAGUGGGGUUGAUGUGAAAUUAAUAACCGGGGAUGCACAAGAAACUGCCAUGAGUAUAGGAGCUAUGCUAGGAGUAUACAGACCUACAGAUAGUUGUUUAUCCGGAACUCAGAUCGAUUCCAUGUCUGAUCCAGAUUUAGAAUUAGUUAUUCGUCAAGUUUCCAUAAUUUAUCGAGCUACGCCUAGGCACAAACUCAAAAUAGUCAAAGCUUUGCAAAGCGUUGGCGAAAUCGUGGCUAUGACUGGUGACGGAGUAAACGAUGCAGCAGCUUUGAAAACUGCCGAUAUCGGUGUGGCUAUGGGACUUGGAGGAACGGAUGUUUGCAAAGAAGCUGCUGAUAUGAUACUCUGUGAUGAUGAUUUUACAACCAUGACAUCAGCUAUUGAAGAAGGAAAAGCAAUUUAUCACAAUAUCACGAACUUUGUUCGUUUCCAACUGAGCACAAGCGUUGCUGCUUUAUCAUUAAUAGCCGCGUCAACACUUUUCCACUUUGAAAAUCCUCUAAAUGCAAUGCAAAUACUGUGGAUUAAUAUUUUAAUGGAUGGGCCGCCUGCUCAAAGUCUUGGAGUUGAACCAGUGGACGAUGACAUCAUUCGUUUACCACCUCGUAACGUUAAGCAAUCAAUGUUGACUAGGAAACUAAUAACACAUAUUCUUUGUUCCGCCACCAUAAUUGUCUCAACGACGUUAUUCAUUUACUACAAAGAGAUGUCGGCAGAUAAUAAAAUCACGCCACGUGAUACAACAAUGACUUUUACCUGCUUCGUUAUGUUUGGAAUGUGGAAUGCAUUGAGUUGUAGGAGUUCACGAAAGCUUAUAUGGGAAUUAGGUUUAUUCCGGAAUAAAAUGUUCUGUUUGGCAAUCGGAGGAUCACUGAUCGGCCAACUGUUGGUUAUAUAUUGGGCUCCUCUCCAAAAUGUGUUCCAAACAGAGGCCUUGUCACUUUUCGAUCUCUUGUUCCUUGCUUCGUUGACCUCAACUGUAUUUAUCUUUAACGAAACAAGGAAGUACAUUGAACUACGUUCGAAUAUGAGCGACAAAAAAGGGAUUGACAUUCUAUAA
Messenger RNA from Auanema sp. JU1783, 2823 nucleotides. The record is from the annotation of a GenBank genome assembly. Lineage: Eukaryota; Metazoa; Nematoda; Chromadorea; Rhabditida; Rhabditidae.